AUGCGCAUUGGCUGCAGCUGCCCCAAGCUUAAGCGCAUCCCUCAGUCUGUCGGCUUGGGCGUUGGAAUGUUCCAGGCUGUCAUACUGGGUCGGGCCAACUGCCUCGUCUGGAAGACCAACAGCUUUCGGGAAGACCAAAGAGCGUCUUUCACCGACUUGGUGGUCCUCAGGCGCAAAGAUUCUGAGCGAACAGUGGACUCAAUGUCUGUAAAACACGAGCCAAGGCGGUGUUUAAAAUCGAUUGAGCUCACACAAGCACAGACAUUUCUCUCAGGUUGUGUUUAUCGCCAGGGCUGCUUGACCGUGUUGUCAUGCAGACUUGUUGACACUCAGGCUGCGAGCACAGAGACGGUGAGACUGAGGCUUGAGAAUGGGGGCAGUCCUUGCGCUGGACGAGUGGAAGUUCACUACUCUGGGCUGUGGGGGACUGUGAUUGAUUAUAACUGGGACCUGGCCGAUGCUAAUGUUGUUUGUCGGGAGCUGGGCUGUGGGACCGCGCUCUCUGCCCCUCACAGUGCUCAUUUCGGACAAGGAACUGGGCCUGUUGCGACAGGGAAAGUUUUGUGCACCGGGACCGAGCGUGCUCUGCGGGACUGUUCAUCAGCGAAAUGGGGUCACUACACCAAUCCACACGCCAAUGAUGCUGGUGUCAUCUGCUCAGAGCACAGAGCUCCGAGGUUGGGACCUGCAAAUUCCCAGGGCUCAGGCAGGCUGGAGGUCCAGUUCGGUGACACCUGGAAAUCAGUGUGUGGUCUUGACUGGGAUUUGAAAAACGCCCAUGUGGUCUGUGCACAGCUUCAUUGUGGAGUGGCUGCGUCUGUGUCAAGCUCUGCUCAUUCUGGAGGCAGUACUCUGCUCAUGGCUAAUGAGAUCUUUAAAUGUGCAGGCAAUGAGAAUCAACUGGGGAAGUGCCGCAGGUCUUCAUCCACUCACCAGGAUUGCAGUGGACACAACAAUGUCACCCUGACAUGUUCUGAUUUCCAGCCUCCAGAGUAUUUUUCGUUUGGCUUGCCAUCUUAUCUGUUUUGUACGAUUUUUGUGGAGGAGGUGACGUGGCUGCAGCAGACAACAGCAGCCAAGCAUACUAGUAUUCCAGAAGUAGACGUCUCGUUUCACAGAAAAGGAACAGAGAAGAAACUACGAGAAGAAAUCGAGAGAUUUGUUAGAGAAGCAAAAUUUCUCUGGGUGUGGGACUCCUGCACACAAUUUUAUUUCAUCGCAUGCAUUGGAAUCUCUCCAGUUGUGAAACGGUUAGACAAAUUGAUAUCACUUAUUUUCAUAAGCAGACUUGUGGACACUCAGGCUGAGAGCACAGAGACUGUGAGACUGAGACUUGAAAAUGGGGGCAGUCCUUGCGCUGGCCGAGUGGAAAUUCAUUACAAUGGGCUGUGGGGGACUGUGCACAGUAAUUACUGGGGUAUGCGAGACGCUACAGUUGUAUGUCGGGAGCUGAACUGUGGAAGUGCAGUCUCUGCCCCUCGCUUUGCCCACUUUGGAGCAGGAUCCGGACCCAUUGUGACGAGAAAGGUUUGGUGCAACGGGACCGAGCGUGCUCUGCGGGACUGUGCAUCAGUGGAAUGGGGUCAUUACACCUAUUCACACGCCAAUGAUGCUGGUGUCAUCUGCUCAGAACACAGAUCACCGAGGUUGGUCCCAGGAAAUUCCCAAUGCGCUGGCAGGCUGGAGGUCCAGUUCGGUGACACCUGGAAAACAGUGUGUGGUCUUGACUGGGAUUUGAAAAACGCCAAUGUGGUCUGUGCACAGCUUCAUUGUGGAGUGGCCGUGUCAGUUUCAAGCUCUGCUCCUUCGGGAGACAGUACUCUGCUCGUGGCUAAUGAGGUCUUUAAAUGUGCGGGCAAUGAGACUCAUCUGGGGAAGUGCCCUCAUUCUUCAUCCAUUCUCCAGGAUUGCAGUGGACACAACAAUGUCACCCUGAUAUGUUCUGGUAGAGUUGUCAACACUCAGGCCGAGAGCAAAGAGUCGGUGAGCCUGAGACUUGAGAAUGGAGACAGUCCUUGCGCUGGCCGAGUGGAGAUUCAUUACAAGGGCCUGUGGGGGGCUGUAGAUGAUUAUAACUGGGACCUGCCUGAUGCUAAUGUUGUCUGUCGGGAGCUGGACUGUGGGGCUGCGGUCUCUGCACUGGGAGGGUCUCACUUUGGACCAGGAUCCGGACCCAUUGUGAUAGGAAACGUUUGGUGCAGUGGGACUGAGCAUGCUCUGCGGGACUGUCCAUCAGUGGAAUGGGGUUACGACAACCGCUCUGCUCCACACACCAAUGAUUCUGGUGUCAUCUGUUCAGAGCACAGGGUUCCAAGGUUGGUACAUAUAAAUUCCCCAUGCUCUGGCAGGCUGGAGGUCAAGUUCGGCGACACCUGGAAAACCGUGUGCAGCCUGGAAUGGGAUUUAAAAAACGCCAAUGUGAUCUGUGCACAGCUUCAUUGUGGAGUAGCUGUGUCUGUUUCAAGCUCUGCUCAUUCGGGAGACAGUACUGUGCCGAUGGGUAAUGAGGUCUUUAAAUGUGCGGGCAACGAGACUCAACUGGGGAAGUGCCCUCGGUCUUCAUCCAUUCACCAGAAUUGCAGUGGACUCAACAAUGUCACCCUGACAUGUUCUGUUAGUCAUAUUCUCCUUGACCUCUACCUGCUGCAGCUUCAUUGCUUCAACACGAACCACAGCUACUUCAAUCCAAACUUCACAAAGAUAAAUGCCUGCUGGUAUUUCUAUUCGAGGAGUCUUCAUCUGCACUUGCUCAAGGACUACGGCACUCUUUCUGAAUUAUAUGCUUCACCCGUUGAUCCAAAUGCAUUUUGCGUUGCAGAUGAAAAUUGGUGGCCAAGGCUGGUGAAUGGCGGAAGCCGCUGUGAUGGCCGAGUUGAAAUUUACUACAAUGGAAGCUGGGGCAGACCGCUGCACACCCUGUGGGAUCUGAAUGCGGCUCAUGUUGUGUGCAGACAAUUGGGAUGCAAUUAUGCCUUUGAAACGCAUAAGUCUUCAAAGUACAAACAUAUCCAGUUACGGUUGUCAGAUGGUGGAAGCCAUUGUGCUGGUCGAGUGGAGAUUUACUACAAAGGGACAUGGGGAUCUGUUUGUGAUGACUCCUGGGAUGUGAUGGGCGCUGAGGUGGUUUGCAGACAAUUGGGUUGUGGAAAUGCACUGGAUAUGACAUUUCCUUCCUCCAAUGGGUUGGGCUCAGGCCCAGUUUGGUUGAAACAUGUGAAGUGUUCCGGAAACGAAUCAUUUCUCUGGGAAUGUCCUUCAGCACAACUGGGUGAACAAGACGACUGUUCUCAUAAAGAGGAUGUGAGAAUCAUGUGCUCAGAACACAAGGAAAUGCGGCUGGUGAAUGGAAAACAUCGCUGUGAGGGGAGAGUGGAAGUGUUCUACAAUGAGACCUGGGGGACAGUGUGCUCGGAAAGUCUGGAUAAUCGCGAUGCGGAAGUGAUUUGUAAACAGUUGCACUGCGGUACCCUCCAGUCCAUUGAACAUGAAGCUCAGGUAUUCGGAGCAGGAACAGGGCCGAUUUGGCUUGAUGAGAUAAACUGUCUUACAGGCGAGUCGACCCUGUGGGAAUGUCAGAGAAAUCCGUGGGGACAACACAACUGUGAGCACAGGGAAGAUGCCGGUGUUGUUUGUUCAGGGAAUGAUGUGACGAAGGAUCAGCUCCAUAGUUCAAAUUCCUGCCAUCGACAAUCAGAUUUGCAACAUAGCGUGCACCUGGAUGGAGAGAACAGCAACUGUUCAGGGAGAGUGGAAAUCAUGUGCGAUGAACGCUGGGGCACAUUGUGUGGGGAUUCCUGGGAUAUAACUGAUGCCAAUGUUGUCUGCAGACAGCUGAGAUGCGGUUUCGCUCUGUCAGUUCACGGAAGGUCUGCUGUCUCCCAGGCUAAAAGUGUGAUCUGGCAGAAUGACGUGAAAUGUAAGGGAAGUGAAUCCUCUCUGUUCGACUGUCUCUCCCCAGGGCCAGCACAAAGUGAAUGUAAUCACAAGGAAGUUGCCAGUGUGAUCUGCUCUGGAUCCGAAUUGUUGACGACUUCGCCUUCAUCUCCACCUGCGGGUAUUAAUGAUGAUACUACUAUCAAUGUUCAUAUUGGCAUUAUGUCCCUGAUUAAUGACAUUGAUGCUGAUGGACACGAAAGUAAAUCUAUUUCCAUACCUGUUGUCGCCUGUUUAACUUUGGGAGUUCUGUUAAUCUUUGAUUUGAUCUCACUCCUGGUGGUCAUGCAGCGAAAACUACAAAUGAAAGAUAUGACAAUUCCCGAUUUUCUACGCGGGCGCUGCCCUUACUGCUCAGUCAAUGUUGUGCCAAUAUCUUCUCCUGACUUGCAUGAGCUAGAGGAGUUUCACACGAAUGUUGCUUCAGAUAUAAACGCAGAGUUGUUGCGAUUAUUCAACGUCUUUGUCUCCAUAGUCUUCUGUGUCAAUGAGCUCCACAGACCAAUGAGUUUCAUCAACCUCUGGCUGAACAAAUUUCACCUCAAUAAAAUUCCAAAGGAUCAUGACUUUGCUCGGAGACUAAACCUGACAAUACCUCUCCGUAUUUUGUUUUUUUUUCAAGUAAUUUGUGCAUCCAUUGAUUCACUCAAUCGCAUUGAAUACUACACCGGCCACAGCUUGAGUGAUAAUAACCCUGGAUCAGAAAAUCCUGAGGCGAUCUCCAACACUGUUCCAGGAAGACAAUUCGAGACAAAUCCCAGCCUUUCGUCUUCCAUGGCAUCUCCUCAUCAGUCUGGCCGUAGCACAGAAAACUAG
Messenger RNA from Stegostoma tigrinum, 4749 nucleotides. Its product is annotated as scavenger receptor cysteine-rich type 1 protein M130-like. The transcript has 25 exons. The record is from RefSeq and is a predicted model, not a curated record. Gene Ontology annotation, cellular component: membrane. The coding region runs from base 1 to 4749 and encodes 1582 amino acids. NCBI's taxonomy places the organism in Eukaryota, Metazoa, Chordata, Chondrichthyes, Orectolobiformes, Stegostomatidae.